Nanorana parkeri is the source of this 3035-nucleotide messenger RNA. It is a transcript of the gene SLC9A5, whose product is annotated as solute carrier family 9 member A5. Lineage: Eukaryota; Metazoa; Chordata; Amphibia; Anura; Dicroglossidae. Gene Ontology annotation, cellular component: membrane. The transcript is spliced from 17 exons. The annotation marks the transcript as partial. Gene Ontology annotation, biological process: proton transmembrane transport; regulation of pH; sodium ion transport. The record is from RefSeq and is a predicted model, not a curated record. Gene Ontology annotation, molecular function: sodium:proton antiporter activity.
GUCACCCUGUCACAUGCACCCCUGGUGAAGGGUACAGGCAGUCAACGGGGAGAGGAGGGGGACGGGGCCCCGGUGGGCUUCCAGGUGGUGCGCUGGGAAUGGCAUAUGGUACAGACCCCGUACCUGGUCGUAGUGUGGAUCCUGGUGGCCAGCCUGGCCAAGAUCGUGUUCCACCUCUCCAGGAAGGUGACCACCGUGGUUCCCGAGAGCUGCCUCCUCAUCAUCCUCGGUCUGGCCCUAGGAGGGAUCGUCCUGGCCAUAGCCCAGAGGGCCGAGUUCCAGCUGGAGCCAAGCUUGUUCUUCCUCUUUCUCCUGCCCCCCAUCGUCUUGGACUCCGGCUACUUCAUGCCCAGCCGUCUCUUCUUUGAUAACAUCGGAGCCAUCCUGAUGUACGCCGUGGUGGGCACCAUCUGGAACUCCUUUGCAACGGGGACUGCGCUUUGGGGGGUUAAGCUCCUGGGCCUCAUGGAUCCUAAGGUAGAAGCCGGCUUGAUGGAUUUCCUGCUCUUUGGAAGCCUCAUUUCUGCCGUGGACCCUGUGGCUGUGCUGGCCGUGUUCGAGGAGGUCCAUGUCAACGAGACGCUUUUCAUCAUUGUGUUUGGAGAGUCUCUGCUGAACGACGCCGUCACCGUGGUUCUGUAUAAGGUGUUCAACUCUUUUGUUGAGAUGGGCCCACACAACGUCCAGGCUGCCGAUUAUAUUAAAGGAGUAGGCUCCUUCUUCGUGGUCAGUCUCGGAGGGACGGCCGUGGGUCUGGUGUUCGCUUUCCUGCUUGCCUUUAUCACGCGGUUCACCAAGCGAGUGCGCAUCAUAGAGCCGCUCUUCAUUUUCCUGAUCGUCUAUCUCGCCCACCUCACAGCAGAAAUGGUCUCCCUGUCAUCCAUACUGGCGGUGACAUUCUGCGGCUUGUGCUGUAAGAAGUACGUAGAGGCUAACAUCUCCAACAAGUCCCGGACCACCGUCAAGUACACCAUGAAGACCCUGGCCAGCAGCUCCGAGACCAUCAUCUUUAUCUUCCUGGGGAUUUCAGCCGUGGACACUUCCAAGUGGAUGUGGGACUCGGCGCUGGUCCUGUCCACGCUUAUCUUUAUCCUUAUGUUCAGGGCGAUCGGUGUCAUCCUGCAGACGUGCGUUUUGAAUCGCUUCAGACUCCUCCCACUCGAUAGGAUCGAUCAAGUUGUGAUGUCAUACGGCGGCCUGCGAGGGGCCGUGGCCUUCGCUCUUGUGAUCUUAUUGGACAGGAAGAAAGUCAAGGCCAAGGAUUACUUUGUGGCCACAACAAUAGUCGUGGUGUUUUUCACCGUUAUGUUUCAGGGCCUGACCAUCAAACCGCUUGUCAAGUGGCUGAAAGUGAAAAGGAGAGACCACCACAAGGCGACGUUAAAUGAGGAAUUACAGGAGCAUGCUUUUGAUCAUAUCAUGGCGGCCGUAGAGGACAUAGUCGGCCAUCAUGGAUACCACCAUUGGAGGGAUAAGUGGGAACAGUUUGAUAAGAAAUAUCUGAGCCAAUGGCUGAUGAGGAAAUCCGCGUACCGGAUCAAAGACGAAAUCUGGGAGGUUUGCUACAAGCUGAACAUCCGCGACGCUUUAAGUCUGGCCGACCAGGGCGGUCACAUACUGUCCUAUGACAGGCUCUCUCUGCCGUCGAUGCCAAGCCGCGCCUCCAUGUCUGAGACCUCGGUGACAAACCUGCUCCGAGAGAACGGGAGCAAAGCGUGCCUUGACCUGCAGGCCAUAGACACAGUGCGCAGUGGGCGGGACCGGGAGGACGCAGUAAUGCAUCAUGUGCUGAAGGGAGGCCUCUACAAGCCACGACGCAUGUGCAAGGCGAGCUACAGCCGCCAUUUUAUGACGCAGGACGAGCAGGAGCGCCAGGAGAAGGAAGUCUUCCAGAAGAACAUGAAGCGGAGGCUGGAGUCCUUCAAAUCCACUAAACACAACACCUGCAUGUCCAAGUCCCGCGUCAAGAAAGACGGCCGCAAGAAGAGGAGAGUUAGCGAAGACCUCGAGUCACGAAACGGGAGGCAAAGCAAGGCUGUGAGCUGGCAAAACACAGCGUCUAUUGUGAUCACAGCCGACUCGGAAGACGAGUGUUCCAACGUUGAGAUAGAAGAGGACGAGGGGAUCACCUUUGUGGCCCGAGCAACAGAUGAGAUCCUUCAAGGGGUUUCAGUGACCGGAAUGCUGGGAGUCUGCCAGAGUCCUCGUCUUAUCCCACCAUCGCCAACCAUGGCUGAGAAAGUGCUGCCGUGGAAAGGAGACCCAGAUCAGAACACGGUGUGCAUCUCUUCAGAGACUACAAAGAUCGUCCCAGUGGAUCUCAAGAGGUCCUGGAAGCAGAGCAUCUCCUCUCUGGAGAGCAUCGGGUCUCCUCCAGCUCCUGACCUCCAGGCCGACGCAGCCAGGUCUUUAAAACAAGAUAUCCGCACUCCUCCAGGCCUUCAGACUCUACCGGAGACCUGUAGCUGUUUUCCCUUUUCUAGUACUCCAUCACAAGGUGGCAGAAGCCACAGGGACCCAACAGAUAUCCAGCAGCAAGAACUACAACCCUUAAUGCCCAGGGAAGAUGUUUCAGGACCUAGUCCUCAGACCAGCAGACACAGUCAUAGCAAAAGACUGUUACAGUUGCAUCGGUCCUCUAAAAUCUGAUACGGUGUAGGAGACAUGAGCUUGGCCAAGAAGAAUUUGACGUAUCAGUACAAGGUGGGACUUCCUGCAGGUUGAGGUCCUCCAAAGUUAACUGGACAUUUACAUGAAUGAGACUUUGAAGUAGAAGUGUUAUCCCUGAGCCGUACAAACAUCUAAAGGGUAUAUCUGAAUACUCAGCCCUAAAGCAAACCUAUGUUUUACACAUUCAGGGUAGAGCAAAUGGUUCAUUUUAGUGGCUCCGUUUCCAGCAGCACAUGUGCACCUUUCCUCCGCUCCCCCACCAUUCUAUUCAGCUGCCGUGAGUUAGGAAAAUACGGUACUUCCAAGUAUGGGGCGUAUGCUUGGUGAUGGGCCGUGCACUGUCACAUGGGGGUAGGUAGAGGAAG